GGAGAGGUUAUGCGUAGAACAGACAUCAUGUGACUAUUAGUGUUUUGGUACCCAUGCAGGCAGAAUAGUUCUCAGCAUCAGUCAAUACAAGGGAUGACAAGGGUUAUGGUAGUAUAUUGAGUCAGCUAUCAAAACAUGUGUUCCAUUGCCUGAACAGACGCCUUGGGUGGAUUACCGGGGCUGGGAUUGAGCCAUCACACAAACAAGGGCAGGAGGCUUGGUGUAGGGUGGAUUAUUUAUCAGGUGGGGGUCUAUACUCUCUGGAUAAUGCAUCAAAGCACCAAGCUUCGUUCUCUCAGCUUGAGCUGUCCGGAACGUUCUACCGAUGAUAUGGAUUCUGCAUUGGGGGGCCAAGAAACAGAAAAACUACCACGGCCAUGUGGGUCUAAUCUGGGGAGCCGAGGAAUCCGAACUCACCUUAGCUGCCUUUCACAGAAGUCAGACUCGCUAAGUGAUUUUUCAACUUUACAAAAUGAUGCCAAACACAGCCAGGCACUAAAACGACUGACUGCAGAAGAAGCCAGAAGAUGGGCUCGGUCAUUCGAUCUGCUCUUGUCUCAUAAAUAUGGUCGCUCUGCAUUUCGUGCCUUCCUACAAACUGAAUUCAGUGAGGAAAACCUGGAGUUCUGGAUUGCCUGUGAGGACUACAGGAAGACCCGCUCAAUGAACAAAUUGCCUGCAAAAGCCCGUCGUAUUUUUCAGGAAUACAUUGAUGUUCAAGCUCCUAGAGAGGUUAACAUAGAUUACCCAACCAGAGAAAUGACUAAACGAAACCUUCAGCAUCCAACUUUGUCUUGUUUCGACCUUGCCCAACUGAGAGUACGCAGCCUAAUGGAAAGGGAUUCCUACCCGAGGUUUCUACGCUCACAGAUCUAUAAUGACCUUCUUAGCCACACUCAGAAGAGCCCAUGUUAGUUGCGUGAGUGGCUGCAGAGACACAGAUGUCACUUUUCCAUCCUAAGAACACCGUCUUGCACUAUGGCCAGGAAGACUGAGAUGACUUAGUUAUGACUGCUUGAGACAAUACAGCAUCUUCACUGCCAAUGCCACACAUCUCAUCUUCGUCAUCAUCUGGCUAUCCUUAAGCUAUUUGUUAAUAUUAAGAGCAAAAGGUAAUCUACCCUACAAAAUAGAAGAUGGAGCGAAGAUCAAGUAGCUCAAAAAAUGGGCAUAUCACAUACAACUGAAGAAAAGGUCCAAAAUCCACCACUUGUUCUCAAUUUGUUCAUUCUGGUCAUUGCAGCAAAAUGUUAUUAACUGAACAUGCCACGUUGUGUAUCUGUAGUGUAUUUGUCUCAUUUGACUAUAAUGUCCCAGAGGAAUAGACUUUAAUGGACACAUCUACCAGGGCUUUUGUUGGAAAUUAGGUUUAAAAAAAUUUCUUCCGGUGUAAACAAUGGGGCCUCUGAGAAAAUCCUGUCUCUUAAAAGUGAAGCUAUAAGGAAUUUAAAUGUAUUUCUAAGAACAUUACGUUAGAGCAAGCGAUGAUCAAGUUACAACUAUCACAUUGAGGUAAAUGAAGAAACUUUCCUCCAGGUCAUUCAUUAUCCCAACCAGCUUGACGUGGUUAAAUUAAGAAAUCACUCAUCGUACGAGUGUGAUCUCCAAGGGAGUUACUUAUGGAAUCUUUAAUUUCUGAGGAAGAAAGCAACACUGGUGGUCAAUGCCACAUUACUGAAAAAAUAUCAGAGCCAAAAAUAUAUAAUGACACAUGAUUCUUCAAUAUUUGGAAGGCAAGGAGUUAUGCCUAAUCACAUUGCGUGCCAUGUUCUCAACCAGUGCCAAUCCAAGGCAUAAUACAGUACACAGUGCUUGGCGAGUCCUCAACCACCACAUGAAAGCUAUGCACACAGUUUAUUUUCUAAGAAAAAGAAAAUGUAAUUACAUUUUUUUUAAUUAUAUUUUUAUAUAAUGAGAUUAAAGGAGUAAGCGAGAAGAGGAGGGUUAUCAAAGCUUCCUCAGAUAAAUGGACGUCUUAAUGGUUAGCUCAAUAAUAUUAAUUUAGGGUGGGAUACUGAGGAGAAAUCAAUGGGAUUACUCAGUUAUGGUGCAUCAGCAUUUGACGUCUAUGAAUGAGAACUUUAGAUGUUUGAAUUCCUAGAACAGAUAAUAAUCAGAACCUAGUUAUUUUUCUUUUUAUUCAAAGAUACAAAUUGUCCUCGGUCAUACAAAGGGAUCUUAAAAUGAUAAAUGUGUGACUUGGCUAAGCACACUAUUUCCCUUUAUCCCCACAAACAUACAUAUUUACCUUAGGACUCCUUUUCUGCAUAUCUCUGGCCAUUGAAGAGAUUUCAACAUGCCCAAUCCUUCCUUUUCUAUCACGAGGUUAAAAGGCUUCUAUACCGAGUAGGUCAUCGACCAACUGUUGUCGGUAAAACAGUAAUGGCUAUAGUUUUAAUGGGAUGAUGUGAGUUGUGAAGUGUUCUGAAAACAUCAUAUUGUCUCCUACAAUCGACAUGGUAAAGUCUGUGAAAUCUACCCCAAAACAUGGUUUCAUAUACUGUAUAUUAACUGAUAGCAGUUUUUUCACUGUAUAUUGGAAGCAAACCCUGAUAUCUUAAAGUGUAAAUGUUGUUAUUUCAAGUAACUUUUCAGAAUGAGAUGUCGUGUAUACAUAAGGAGUAGCACUUUUUCUGGCCCUUGUAUAACCUACAGGUGUUCCUGAGCUAGUGGGUGUAGACUGUUAUGAGGUCUUCUGUAUACUGUAAACAUGAAAGACAUUAUAUACCAUAACUAUGCAGUGUAGGCUGUGAAUACAGCACUGAUACUCCCUAUAAGCCCAAUCAGUCUUUUUAUGUUGCAUUAUUUCCUUUUGUCUCUCUCCAGCCUCUCCCAUCUCCUUUCUCUCUUCUUCACUCCCCUCUCCAUAGACUUGGAUAGGCUGCUGUAACCUGAGACUUUGAUGAACUGAGAAGAUUUUAGGAGGGAGGAUGGGGACAAAAGGCAUCUGAUUUGUAGAGAAAAAAGAUAUACAUAAGAUACAUUACAAAAUUUCAACACCACUUAACAUUCACCUCAAUGAGGCUGAGCUGCAAUACCAGACAUAGACAAUGAACAAGACUGGAAUAAAAGAAGACCAGUGUUUUCCAAUCUCAUUGAAUCUUUCCAUGCCCCUUCACAUAGAUUCUUCUUCAUAGACCUGUAUAGAUGCAUCCUAUGCCUCCAGUUUAACGUACCGUAUAUUAGGACUUGUGGACACUCAUAGAACCUUAUUCUGUAUUUGCUGCUUUAAUUCUGUAAUAAUACAUCUCUUUACAUUGUAUGGUUACUAGUAACCUCAUUUUUAAUCUCCAUUGUCUUUAUAGUAGGAACUCAACAGUUUUACGUGUCUGUUUGCAUGUAGUGAGCACAAUCCAAAGGGAUAAAUAUACCUCAUAUUUUGCUUGUGCAAUAUAUAUUAUUCAAGGUGGCAUUCACACUUUUCUUUGCAGGAUCCUACUUAUUUUAGUGGAACUCAAAUGGUGCCAAAACCAUUUCUUUUACGGGAUUCAUUUGGUUUUUAUUACCUUUGAGGUCAAUUAAUGUAUUUAAAUAAACAAAUGGAAAUUGAUGCAAAAUUAUAUCAUGUGAAAAAAACAUUCUGCAAAAAAACUGUGAACCCAGCCUGGUGUGCUCUCCUUUAAGUUCAUGCAAUUGCAUAUGUUCUCUGGUUUAAAGCCAAAGUUGGCACAAAAAUGAAUGGCAGGCAUUUUGUAUGGGAGUCAAGAAAAGCAGGAAUGUGGAGACAAUCAUUGCUUGAGCCACUAUGCAGAAUCACUAGUAUUAGGCCUGAUUAAUGUCAAAUUUUAGCUGUGGUUUUAAAUGCCUUUAACAUCUCACACAAACAGAAAGAUAAGACAUACCUCCAAAAAGCUUUAGUUAGCUGCUACACCAAAAUUGGAGGAACACCCUAACUAAAUGUCAGUGUUUACUAAGAAUGAGAAAUGGUGUUGGGUGACCUCUUCUGACCAUCUGUGAUGACAUACUGUACAUACCAUAGACAUAGAGUCAACUCUAGCUUUUUUGCUGCAUUAUACAAAAACUAAAAUUGUGCCCUCUACUAUCAAUAACAAUUAUAAGUAAGAAAGUACACUGUAUACCUCUACAUAAUACAGUCAUGGCCGUAAAUGUUGGCAGCCCUUAAAUUUUUCAAAUAAAAUGGAGUAUUUCUCACAUAAAAAGGAUUGCAGUAACACAUGUUUUGCUAUACACAUGUUUAUUCCUUUUGUGUGUAUUGGAACUAAACCAAAAAAGGGAGGAAAAAAAGCAAAUUGGACAUAAUGUCACACCAAACUCCAAAAAUGGACUGGACAAAAUUUUUGGCACCCUUGCAAAAUUGUGGAAAAAUAAGAUUGUUUCAAGCAAGUGAUGCUCCUGUAAACUCACCUGGGGCAAGUAACAGGUGUGGUGAAAAUAAAAAUCACACCUGAAAGCAGAUAAAAAGGAGAGACGUUCACUUAGUCUUUGCAUUGUGUGUCUGUGUGUGCCAUGCUAAGCAUUGACAACAGAAAGAGGAGAAGAGAACUGUCUGAGGACUUGAGAACCAAAAUUGUGGAAAAAUAUCAACAAUCUCAAGGUUAUAAGUCCAUCUCCAGAGAUCUAGAUUUACCUCUGUCUACAGGGCCCAACAUUCUCAAGAAGUUUGCAACCCAUGGCACUGUAGCUAAUCUCCCUGGGCAUGGACGAAAGAGAAAAAUUGAUGAAAGGUGUCAACACAGGAUAGUCCGGAUGAUGGAUAAGCAGCCCCAAACAAGUUCCAAAGAUAUUCAAGCUGUCUUGCAGGCUCAGGGAGCAUCAGUGUCAGCGAGAACUAUCCGUUGACAUUUAAAUGAAAUAAAACGCUAUGGCAGGAGACCCAGGAGGACCUUACUGCUGACACAGAGACAUAAGAAAGCAAGACUACAUUUUGCCAACAUGAACUUGAGUAAGCCAAAAUCAUUCUGGGAAAACGUCUUGUGGAAAGAUAAGACCAAGAUAGAGCUUUUUGGUAAAGCACAUCAUUCUACUGUUUUCCGAAAACGGAAUGAGGCCUACAAAGAAAAGAACACAGCACCUACAGUGAAAUAUGGUGGAGGUUCAAUGAUGUUUUGGGGUUGUUUUGCUGCCUCUGGCACUGGGUGCCUUGAAUGUGUGCAAGGCAUCAUGAAAUCUGAGGAUUUCCACCAGAUUUUGGGUUGCACUGUACAGCCCAGUGUCAGAAAGCUGUGUUUGCAUCUGAGAUCUUGGGUCCUUCUAGCAGGACAAUGACCCCAAACAUAUGUCAAAAAGUGCCCAGAAAUGGAUGGCAACAAAGCGCUGGAGAGUUCUGAAGUGGCAGCAAUGAGUCCAGAUCUAAAUCCGAUUGAACACCUGUGGAGAGAUCUUAAAAUUGCUCUUGGUAAAAGGCACCCUUGCAAUAAGAGAGACCUGGAGCAGUUUGCAAAGAAAGAGUGGUCCAACGUUCCGGUUGAGAGGUGUAAGAAGCUUAUUGAUGGUUCUAGGAAGCGACUGAUUUCAGUUAUUUUUUCCAAAGGGUGUGCAACCAAAUAUUAAGUGAAGGGUGCCAAUAAUUUUGUCCAGCCCAUUUUUGUAAUUUCGUGUGACAUUAUGUCCAAUUUGUUUUUUUACCUCCCAUGUUUGGUUUAGUUCCAAUACACACAUAGGGAAUAAACAUGUGUACAGCAAAACAUGUUUUUCUGUGAGAAAUACUUAAUUUUCGUGAAAAAUUUCAGGGGUGCCAACAUGAUGCCCUACGGGGACUCUGAAACCCUCCGCCUGAGGCCAGAUACUUAUCUGGCCUCAUGGCAGAUAUAGUCGUGCUACUGGUUUCUAGGUGAUAAGACGCCCUGCCCUUAUUGCUCCAUCUGUUUGGUUUGGAGGGUAAGAACUAUGUCCUCUCCAAAGACAUGCAGGAAAUAGUAAGGUCAAUCUGUCCUGGGUGUCAGAGUUGGGAACCAUAUUGGGAUCCCAUCUUAAUUUUUGAGAGUUCCCUCUCUUGUCUGGUUUGCAACCUUUUUCCUGUUUGGAUCAUUCAGUUGCAUUGCAGUUGCAGUAAUCUCACCGUGUCCAAUUGUCAUCUUAUUGUCGAUUCAUAAAUGUUUUCUACACCCCAAGGUCAUAUGAAAAUAUCACCAAUAUAUACAGAUUAUCUGUAAUUCAAAAUGGGAAGAUCAGGGUAAGCUACAAACAAACAAACCAGUGUGGCACCAUUUCUCUCUUUAUAGCUGUAGGAUGAGACUGCACAGAGUUUGUUUAAAGUCUAUAACCAUGGAAAUGAAUAGGUGUGCAUAGGAGCUGUGUACACAAAACAGCCAGGUAGUUUUAAACAAGACUAAUUCAAGAUGCUGUAUAUUUAGUAUUAAAUACAAAAUAGAAAACAAAACAGAGGAAAAUAUUUGCACUCAAACCAGCUGACCGUACUUAGGACCAGGACAACACUACACUUGUUGAAAUAUCAGGAUUAGUUGUGGGAUGGCCGUAUACUGUCUGAUCAUUUUUCUGACUAUAGUUACAACAUAAGACAGAAUCCAGACAAGGCUACAUAUGCCAGGAAAAACUCACUUUCCUGGCUCUCUCUUGCUGCUUGCUUCUUGCUUGUUAUGUAUAGUCUUACCUGGCGGCAUUAGUAUGGUAACGUUUGUUAUGCUACCACAGCAGUAGAACAACCUGCUAUUGUUUCUGACUGUCUCAACUUCAACAGCUCCAUAAAUGUGCAGCAAACUGCUAGUCCCAUUAAUGUCACCAGGAGAAUAAAUCAAUUGUCAAUGGCCUGCUAUUGUAUAAAGAAUAUGCAGUGCUUGCCUUAGAGACUCCUAUUCUCCCUAAUAGCAAUGCACUCUGUAUUUCUCAUCUUGGUUAGAAUUGCUGUAGCUGAACAGGUUUCCCCAUCUGGAUAACACCUCCUUGUGUAGAUUGAAAUAUUUUUGAGGUGUUCUAAGCUGUGCUUAUGUUUUAACAGCAGCAAUUGUUCUAGGCAUGUAUCAGCAAACUACAGACUUCUCAGCCAUAUGGCAACAUACCUAUAGUUAAAUGGAGUGUUUCCUACUGUUAAAUGGGGAUUCACUAUAGGUUUUGCUGUAACAAGACCUGAGCUUUGGAGUCUGAGGGGCCCCAGUGGCUUAUCUACAGUAUUAUGAGUUGCAGUUGCAACCAGCCACGGAGCCUAAAGAACAGUACUGUAGGUGACAAAUUAUACCAUACUUGGCCAAAGUCUCAACGAUACUGCGAACUGAACCUCAAAAAGGAACAGGGUUUAUGCAAACCCCACCAAAAUGGAGACAUUUUGGAAGUGUUCUCUUGUUAUUUACGGGCAAUCCUGGUGUGGGGAUGAACUAUCCCAAUUUAAGCAAUAUAAGGGUUGGCGACUCAAGUAUGCCUUUUUUUGUUAUAGUUUUUGUAUUGGUGGCCAAGAGCUUUAAGUAGCCCCUUUGGAUUGUUGGCAACAUAUGAGGACAGUGAGAUUAUAAAUGACAAUGGUAGGGGAUGUACAUCAGAUCAGAGUAUAGGAUCCAAUAAGCAUAUCCAGAGAUGGUUGUAUCAAUACUUCAUCUUGUGGCUCUUCAGUUUCUGUGAAAUGCAGAGGUAGUAUGAAGCAAAAGGUUAUAACUGAAAGAGUUCUCUCUUUAGUGUUGGUGCCGAAACAUUAUAUGAACACAGUUCAUUGUCCAUUUAACACAACACAGUACCAUGUCAAAGACUUUUCCUUAAACUUUUGUUACUAUGUAACUUUUUGUCAGUAACUUCCAUGUUCAAAGUUGACCAGCAUAACUGGUCAUAAUUGGGUGUGAUCCAGGUCUUCCGAAGGACAACAUGUCCCUUAUGUAAAGUCUAGUUUUGCGACAUGGAAAUGCAAUGUUGACUAGUAUUUCUUUCUCAGCACCUGUGGCGUACAGAGUGGAAUUGCAGAAAGAUUAAGGGGUAUAUGAAUAACAUGCAGAUGUGCAGGACAGAUUGCAACUUAACUUAAUUGGUUGUGUAACCUUCCUUGUAUAAAGUAUGUGAACCUGUUUCUGUCUUAUUGACUGUUGCAUUGCUCUUCAUCCUUUUGCAUAUAGGUGUAUAGUUAUUCAUAGGCUUUUUAUAUUGCAUUUGGACAUUUUCUGCUGCCAAUAUCAAUUUUCCGCUUUGCUCACUGGUGCGUUUUAACUGCAACCAUAGCAACGUGUCUAGUGCCCUGUAAAGCGAUUCUCUGUCAGUACAGACUGGUGCCGUCUCGAUAUGUUACAAAGUGACAGAAUGUCACCUGUUAUUUCAUUUUCAUUUCCAUUUACAAAUAAUGUGCACAUAUGUAAUGCUACAGCUUUGUACACAGCUUUCUAUUUUUUCUCUCCUAUCACCAAACUAGAAUCCAAACUGUGUAAAAAAUAUAUGAAAUUUUCUUAAGACAUAGAGUGACCUAAAUGUGUGACAAUAGGUCUAUAUAUGUAAAUUGUAUGUGUAUCAGUCUUCAGUGUGAAGUAAAGAGUGAACCCACAUGGUUCUGUAGCUUUGUCUUUUUUAGCUUGUAACUAAUGUUAAACAUAGCUAAAAAUGAAGACCAUGACUAACAAACUUAAAAUGAAAACUGUCAACUACAACAUAUCAUUUUAUUCUGUUUUAGGUUGAGAAGAUGUUUCUAUUUUUGGCUAGUAAAAAAAACCACUGUAAUAGAGUUUAAAAAAAAUAUUUUCAAAAAUAACAUUGUGUCCAUAGAUAUACAUAUUCAAAAGUCAAAAAAAAUUUUUUAACAAAAAAUAAUAGAAAGGAAAACAAAACAAUAAAGACUAUUUAACAAAGAAGAAAAAAAAAAAAAAGAGUACUUCAGUUUUGCCUAUGGCUAAGUUUCCACUUGUUUUUUUUCUGUCAGUUUUUGGAAAACUGCCACUGCAGCAUUUGAGCCAAAGCUGGAAGUGUAAUCAAAAGGAAUAGGACAUAUAAAGGAAUAACUUAUACUCCUCCCUUAUGGAUCCACUUCUGACUUCGGCUCAAAAACUGCAGUGACAGGACUCCAAAAACUGCCAGAAAAAAAACAAGUGGAAACUUAGCCUAAAAAUAACUUUGGCUAAAAGUACUGUAAUAUAAUGUAUUCAAAAAAUCUUCAGACCCUUUUACUUUUUUUAGAUUUAGUUAUGUUGAUUCCUUGUGCUAAAAUAAAAAAUAAUUUCCCCCCCACAAUCAUUUUGCACUCAAUACCUCGAAAUGACAAAGUGAAAUCAGAAUGUUAGAAAUCUUUGAUAAUUUAUUAAUAAAGCAAAAACUAAAAUAUUGCCAGAAGUACCAUUCAGACCCUUUACUUGGGACUUAGUUGAAGCCCCUUAUCAUUGAUCCCAGCCUCUAGUCUUCUUGGGGAUUAGGCCACAAGGUUUACACAUUUGGAUUUGGGGGUUUCUCUAGUUGGGCUUUUACUGUAUGUAUCUUUCACUGAGAAUAUGAUUCUUCUGGCCAUAAAGCCCAGAUUGGGAAGUGCUGCGGUGAUGGUUGACCUACUAGAAGUUGCUUCAACCUGCACUCAGGAUUUUUGGAGGCCAUUUUCCCCCUGAUUACUUAGAUUGGUGGCCAGCUCUCCGAAGUUUAUUCCAAACUUCUUCCAUGUGACAGUUAUAGACAACUGUGCUCUUGGAAACUUACAGUGCAGCAGAAUAUUUGUUGUACCCUUCUUUAGAGCUGUGGCUCCACACAAUCCUGUCUGUGAGCUCUACAGACAAUUGCUUCCACCUCGUGGCUUGGUUUCUGCUCUGAUAUGCAUUGUCAGCUGUCAGACCUUAUAUAGACAGGGCUGCGUCUUUCCAAAUCACGUCCAGUUAACUAAACUUAGCACAGGUGACUCCAUUCAAAGUAUAGAAACAUCUCCAAGAUGAUCGUGAGAAAUUGGGGCCCCCAGAUCUAAAUUGCAAGUGUCAUAGCAAAGGGUAUGAAUAAUUUUCUGUUUUUAUAUUUGUCACAAUGGGGUAUUGUGUGCAGAAUUAUGGGGGAAAACUUUCAUUUUUUUUAUAGCACAAAGCUACUACAUGACAAGAUGUUAAAAAAAAGUUAAAGGGUCUGAAAUAUUUGCUUGAAGAGUAAAUUCACACAAUGUGGUCAAUUUGAGUUUUUUGCUUUGUGAUAGCAUACGGAUGCAUUUUUACAUCUGUGUUAUGGUCAUUAGUGGCAGGUCAACCAAGGGUUUAAAGAGGUUAUCCCAAGAUCCAAAGUUAUUAACUAUCCAUAGAAUAAGCGACAACUGCUAGAACCAAAGAGGUUCUACCACUGGGACCCCCCCCUGUGAUUACAAGAAUGGAGGACAAUUGAAGUAGCAGCAUGUAUGUUCAUGUGUGAGAAUCAUUUAUCUAUGGGGUUUCCCAUUGCUGUGCCCCUGUAUAUAGAGGAUAACUCUGGGUCUUGGUAUAACUUAUUUGAUGACUAUGUCUUCUCUAUCAGUGUCCAUCAUUCUGAUUGGACUGAAAUAAUAACAUAGAAAAUAAUAGGCAAUAUGUUUUGUUGAACGCCAGUGCAAGAAAUACAUUUAUAUCAUUUGAGUUCCCCACAAGGGACUUUAUCAUGACAUAUAAAAAAAAUACAUAUGUAUUUUUAGGAAAAUCAUUGACAUGACAAAAUUGUUCGACAGGACAUACAGUGAAACCUCUCCAGAAGAAUUUCAUGCUAUGGAGUCCACUUAUUCAUGCUAUAUAAUGCUACUAGAACAAAUGAUGUGGUCAUGUUCUAUGUUGAAUCCAUGUGUAUACUGAUGUAUUCACUUUACUUGAAUUAUGGCCUUUUCUGUACAUGUAUAAGAACAAUCAAAAAUGGAUGCAGAAAUACCAUACUUGGCAUAUGACUAACUCCCCGAUUUCCAUCUAUUGCAUGCCUCACACAUUAUUUAUUUUCUGGUCGAUCAUUUUUGUAAAAAAAAAGAUAAUAAAAAUGGAUAAAAAAAAUAUAUAAAACUGUGAGUUUU
Molecule: messenger RNA, 10870 nt
Organism: Hyla sarda
Lineage: Eukaryota; Metazoa; Chordata; Amphibia; Anura; Hylidae
Product: regulator of G-protein signaling 8-like
Exons: 5
Coding region: 268-915 (215 amino acids)
Source: RefSeq, a predicted model, not a curated record